AUUUUCUGAUCUAAGAAACCCGGGCCAACUCGAGUUGAAAGUUGAAACUCUCUUAAUCUUUAUCAGUAAGUAAACUCACGGAAGCGAUUACUAGAUCACCCGUUGCAUUUUUCAACCAAAUCAAACUGUUCCGAUCAAAACCCUAAAUCUUUCCAUUAUGAGCUCUCCACCCAUUCUCGGAGGCGCGAGCUUGUUUACAGGAUUCACGAAGCUAUGCAAAGGUCUCGCGGUUGUUCUCGUCACCGGUCACAUCUUAGUUCAGAUUUUACCCCCUGCUGUUAACUAUCUUGCUCUUAUUCCUGCCAGGACGAUUCCUUUUGUAUGGAACCUCAUAACAGCUGGUUACAUCGAACAAUCGAUAUAUGGGGUUGUUGCAAGCACUUUAUGCCUCCUCAUCAUGGGAAAGCUUCUUGAGCCAGUAUGGGGUUCUAAAGAGUUCUUGAAGUUCAUAUUCAUAGUCAACUUUCUCAUUUCCAUCUGCGUUUUCAUUACUGCUAUUAGCUUGUACUACAUAACAAGGCAGGAAAAUUACCUUUAUAUGCCUAUUUCUGGCUUCCAGGGGAUCCUAGCUGGUUUCUUGGUUGGCAUUAAGCAAAUUAUACCAGACCAAGAGCUGUCUCUAUUGAGAAUAAAGGCUAAGUGGUUUCCAUCUCUUAUGCUCUUGAUAGCUAUUGCUAUAAGCUUCUUUACCCCAGAGUCUGCAGCAUAUCUUCCAACCUUAAUAUUUGGCACAUAUAUGAGCUGGAUUUACUUGAGAUACUUUCAGAGGAAACCAGAAACAAAACUAAGGGGUGAUCCAAGUGAUGAUUUUUCAUUCUCAUCCUUCUUCCCUGAAUCCCUCGGGCCAAUCAUUGAUCCUAUUGCAUCAAUAUUCCAUCGGAUGCUUUGUGGAAGAUUUGAAACUUCUACUGAAGCCCAUGGUGAUACCUUGGGAGAUGCUUCAUUGCCUGGUUCUGAUCCCAUUGAGGCAACUAGGAGGAGAGAAAGGGGAGCUAGAGCAUUGGAAGAAAGGUUGGCCACUGCUCCGAGUGCAGAAGAGUUGAAAAGGGAUGCCUCGGAGAAUGUUUGAUCGGUUGCCUCUACUUUCAAACAUUGACAGAAAAUUUAAAGUUGUAUCAUUUAUGACCACUUCAGAGUUGGUGCAGUGCUUGGAAAGAAGUCUUUUUGGUUGGUUUCCAUAUUACAGAUUUUUUCGUGCAUAUUUCUGUCGAUUCUCAUCUCUAUUGUAAAAUCUUUCCUAUGUCCUGUAUUUUCUUGGACAAUGACAGUUUUUGCCUAGACACAUAUAGAGCAGAGAUUCUGAAGAACUACCCCUUGGAUGCUUUUGCAUGAAUAGAUGAAAAAUUUAGAUCUCCUACGAGGGAGGCUGCUUGCCAA
Populus nigra (black poplar) is the source of this 1377-nucleotide messenger RNA. Its product is annotated as rhomboid-like protein 19. Gene Ontology annotation, cellular component: Golgi apparatus; membrane. The record is from RefSeq and is a predicted model, not a curated record. The coding region runs from base 158 to 1069 and encodes 303 amino acids. The transcript has 8 exons. Gene Ontology annotation, biological process: retrograde vesicle-mediated transport, Golgi to endoplasmic reticulum. NCBI's taxonomy places the organism in Eukaryota, Viridiplantae, Streptophyta, Magnoliopsida, Malpighiales, Salicaceae.